AUGGAGAAGUUCAACCCUAAAUGGGCUAAAGACGUACCCUGUAGGAAUAUUAUCAUCUAUGGGUACUGUAAGAAACAAAAAGAAGGCUGUCCUUUUAAACAUGAUAAUGAUUCCUUAACUGAAGCUAGUACGACCGUGACUAGUAAUACAAAUACCGCUGGAUCGAGUGCUGCCGUACAUAGUGAUGUGCAAUCGCAUCCAAAUACAGUUCAAUUAAAUGGUUCAAUGAUACCAUCAUUGAUGUCCUUAAGUAGUCUUUCUAAGACUAGUAAUAAUAAUAAUAGUAAUAGUAAUAAUAAUAAUACUAGUACCUCUCCACAAUUUCCUGCAGGACAUAAAUUUAAUGCAAAGAAUUCUGAAAGUUUUACACCAAUGGGGACAGCUCCACAAUUACAACAUGAUACGAUUAAUUCGGUAGAGAGUACUACUUCACCUAAAUUGACUAUUGAUUUCACAAAAACUGCUCCAUUUACACCUAGCUUUGACGCAUAUACAUCAGAAUCAUUUACGCCUACUUCGACUAGAGGUAAUCCGAUGGAUCAAAUAGAUCCUACUUUGAUGGCUUCGUUGAAUCUAAAUAAUGUUGCUGCUGCUGCUGCCACUGCUAAUGGUGGCCCACAGCAACAGCAACAGCAACAGCACGUUGUGCCAGGAGAUGUACCUAUGCCAAAUAAUAUUCUGGGGCAAAGUAUACCGCCUCCACAACCUUUACCAAGGACUAUUCCUAUUAAUGCUAGACCUGCCAAUGGGGCACCUCUAUUUGCGCCGCCACCACCUCGAUAUCCAUCAAUAUAUCCGCCACCACAUAGUAUAUUACAAUAUCAUCUAUAUGCCCCAGAUCCACCACCACAUUUACAAUUACCUUUGAAACCAAAUGAAAGGACUCCCGAAAUGUUAUUUUUACCAAAUAAUAUUAGAGAGGAAUUAGUUAAAAAAAAUCUUGCUGCUUUACAAAAUUUCCCACCCGGCGGUGCAUUACCUGAUGUUGUUCAGGAUUAUUAUGGUUUAGUUCCAUUAGAUUUUCAUCAAAAAUCUUCAGAGAAAGAUAGAUAUAAUGGUAAUAAAAAUUCUCUUUAUAAAGUAUUUUCAAAUACUGAUGGUUUUAUUUAUGUAUUGAGAAGAAUUCAUGGUAUUACAGAUAUCACUGAAUCAUCGCAAAUCUCUUUAACUUUCAAGAAAUGGAAUUCUUUGAAGAAUUCAAAUAUCAUACAAUUACAUGAUUGUUUUUUGACCUCUGCAUUUGGUGAUUCAUCAUUAUGUUUCGUUUAUGAUUACUAUCCAAGAGCUGUAUCUCUAUAUGAAACACAUUUUGUCAACUUUCCUUUGGUUCCGAUUACACAAGAUUGCCUAUGGGUAUAUUUGAUUCAAUUAUGUAACGCAAUUAAAGCUGUCCAUUCAAAGAAUUUGGCUGUAUAUAAUUUGGAUUGGGAAAAGAUAUUGGUUACUGGGAACCCAGGCAGAAUCAAGAUUUCGAGUUGUAACGAAAUAGAACCUUUGGUAUAUAAAGAAGAAUUCAGUAUUGAAUUGACUAAAACUAAACAACAACAGGAUUUUAUUCGUCUUGGUGAAUUGAUGUUUAAAUUAGCUUCUAAUAUUCAAAAUGAAACAGGUCAUACAGAUACUGAUGACAAAAUUGAUAAAUUGAAUGUAGAUGAUCGAUUUAAAGGAGUAUUAAGAUAUUUACUUUCAAAAGAAAUUUUAAGUAAAGAUAUUCAAGAAUUAACCACUAUGUUUGUGGAUAAAGUAUAUUUAGUAGUCGAAGCCAUGACUACCUAUGCUGAAAAGACCGAAAAUAUCCUAUCAAGAGAAUUAGAAAAUAGUAGACUAUUUAGAUUGAUGUGCAAAUUGAAUUUUAUCUUUGGUAGAGUUGAAUCACGUAUCGAUAUCAAUUGGUCAGAAUCUGGUGAUAAAUUUCCAAUUAUCCUGUUCUAUGAUUAUGUUUUCCAUCAAGUCGAUCCGCAGGGUAAAUCUAUGAUGGAUUUAACACAUGUACUGAGAUGUCUAAAUAAACUGGAUGCAGGUGUCUCUGAAAAAUUGGUACUUGCUACACCUGAUGAAAUGACAUGUAUCAUCAUCAGUUACAAAGAAUUGAAAGAAUUGAUCAGCUCUACAUUUAGAUCAUUGACACAAUGA
Molecule: messenger RNA, 2133 nt
Organism: Maudiozyma saulgeensis
Lineage: Eukaryota; Fungi; Ascomycota; Saccharomycetes; Saccharomycetales; Saccharomycetaceae
Source: the annotation of a GenBank genome assembly